AUGUCCUUGUCAGUCGCCCUCCCUCUCCCCGCCCUACUCCUCCCCGCCCUACUCCUCUUCACUCGCUCCUGGCCGAUCCUCCUCGGCACCGAAACCGGGUCCCUCCUGGAGGUCGUACUGGACGAGCGACAGAAGCGCGAGUCAUCCCCCAAGGUCCUGAUAGAGGGCCACCCAGCUAAGGAUCGUCGUGGCGGCGGCGGCCCCGGGGCUUCCACGAGCACCGCUGCCGGCAUGCCGGCGGCUACGGCACCUGCAUCAACAGCCUUCACCAGCCUCUAUCAAAUCUCCCUCCCCGCAGGACCGCCAUCACCCCUUGGCAAGCCCUGUUCCUCAACCACCACCCCAGCCAACACCCCAGCCACGCCGCACAGCCAGCUCCAGCUGUGGUGGCCUCUCGGCCAGACGGAGGGUCUUCCCAGUCGGUUCGCCUGGCUGGUGGGGGGCCUGGUGUACCAUGGAGAGCUGGACUGGGAGGCAGUGCCGCCGCCGGCGGAGGAAAGGUCGGCGGCGGAGGGGAUGGCGGCUACGGGCGGCGGCGGCACUGGAGGUGUGAGUGGAGGCGGCGAGGUGCUUUCGGGCGUUGCAACAUUGCCGGUGGACAGCAACGGAUUCGAGGGCGAUGGCGACGGCGGCGGCGGCGCCGCCGCCGCGGACGGCGGUAGCGCUCGCAGUUUGGUCGUUACAGAGUAUCACUUGUUGCUGCUGGCCAGGGACCGGCUGAGGCUGGUCAACCGAAUUAACGGUCGUACGGUGGUGGAACGGGCGUUUCGGUCGCCGCUCACCCGCAGCGUUACGGGGGAGCCGUCCCGGGAAAUCGACGGACUUGUUCGCGACCUGGUCAGCGGUACGACGUACAUGGCAGUGGACGAAGCGCUGUACGACGUAACGUUACAACAUGAGGACCGGGGCAUGUGGAAGGUGUACCUUGAUAUGCAGGACUGGGAUGCGGCACUUCGUUGCUGCUCCAGUCAGGCUCGACGAGAUGAGGUGCACCGGGCUAGGGCGGAGGCGGCGCUGGCGAUGGGAGAUUACCGUACGGCUGGCGUACAUUUCGCCAAGGUCGGCGAGGAAGGGGUCUUUCACUGGUCGGGGUGGGUCUUUAGCUGCUCGAUCACCGACGGGCGGCCGGCCUUCGAGGACGUGGCCCUCCAGCUGGCGGAGUGCGGCGACCCCGGGGCGCUGCAGGCCUUCCUAGCGACACGACUGACCACGUUGGCGGCCGGACUGGGAGCCCGGGGGGGCGGCGCUGCGGGGGGCGCCGCCGCCACCCUGUUUGGUGGGGUCGGCGGCAGCGGCGGCGGCGGCGGCGGUUCCCUGGCUGGCCCCGAGCGGGCCCAAUGCACCUUGGUGUCCGCCUGGCUGACGGAGCUGUACUUGGAUGCCAUUAAUCGGGCGCUGCUGGAGGCGGGUGGCGAGGCGGGUGAGUCGUACCAGUCCGCUGUCACGGCUCUGAGGACGCACCUAAGUGACUGGGUGCACGUCAUGGAUCCAGGUGUCACCGUGUCGUUGCUGGGUAGUUAUGGCCGUUUGGACGAGCUAUUGCAACUGGCACAACUGCGAGGGGACCAUGAGGGGCUGCUGGAGCAGCUUAUGGCCAGACCCCAGCCGGGGGGUGCCGUACGGGCGCUCGCGGUGCUGCGCUCGCCCUCCGUUAGCCGGGAGCUGGUGUACAAGUUCGCUCCAGGGUUGGUGGCGGCGGCUGCGGGGGAGGCGGUAGACUUCUUUAUUGCGCAGAGACCCCCCCUGGACCCUCGCCGCCUGCUGCCCGCCUUGCUGCGGUACGGAGAACCUGACUCGCCACCAAUGGCACGUCGGCACGUGCUGAGGUACGUGGAGUUCGCCAUUGAGGAGCUGGGGGCCACGGACAGACUGCCAACACUCUACGCAGCCACUCCGCAGCUACUCCAUCCGGGGAUGGCGCUGCAUUGAAUACACCACGAAGGGCUCUCAGGUCCCGCUAGAGCGAGUCCACAAGUCUCAGCUAGGGCAAAGUCAAAGGCUCUCUGAAACAACCCCCCAAAACACCACCAACGAGAAGGGGAUUCGAAGGGAAAACAAACAAACAAACAAAAAUUCGGUUAAGGCAGUCCCGGCAGGGGAGGGCUCCUGAUAUACCUAACAGGCCAACAAAAAACCUCCAAGAGAGAAAGGCUAAGAGAGCUCGACACCACAAGACGUCUUGCAACCACCUUAAAACAACUGACCUCCGCCACCUGUCCCUUCCUGGGCUGGUCCAGGGGAGAAGUAGCCAUAGAAAGAAAAGGGACCACGCACAAGCCCGAUCACCACUGCAGGGGCCCGGGAUAGACCGGCGAAAACCACAAAAGCGAUAGCGUUGCCACGACACACAGCUCCUAAACCCUCCAGAAAACCGCAGGGGGAGGAUUGUAGCCCGCGCGGCGCCUCCCCCUUACCGCCACUAACCUGAACGGUUGGUCCUCCAGAAACCUAUUCACCCUGUCUCGUACUGCACCGCUCUCACCCUCGUCCCUCACCAAGCAACCCAGUCCCACAGAGAAGAUGUGCCUAAGUAGAAUGGCCCUCCUCGGGCCACACGUCCCCCUCAUCCGAGCCCCGCGACCACCUCCAGGCCUCAACCUCCCACACACCAGAAAACCUACGUCCUUUUGGCGCUCUCACCGCCAUUUCCCCCCUCCCCUGUCCGAGCGACCCCACCUCCCCCCGGCUCUCCAGCACCCUACAACCUCGGAGCGGCACUAGGGAAGAAAAAGGGUUCUUCCCUGCACUACGUGACCGCCUCCAUUCCCCGUCCUUCUCCUCUCCCUCUCCCGUCUCGGGGUUCCCUCUCACCUAUUCCCUUGUCCUCCGACCCCCAUCCCCCUCGAACUCCUAUACCCCCCCCGAGCCCUGCCCUACAAACUAAGCUCAAAGCGCUCUUAGGCAAUAAUU
This is a messenger RNA of Volvox carteri f. nagariensis, 2910 nucleotides long. RefSeq lists its product as uncharacterized. NCBI's taxonomy places the organism in Eukaryota, Viridiplantae, Chlorophyta, Chlorophyceae, Chlamydomonadales, Volvocaceae. The record is from RefSeq and is a predicted model, not a curated record. Gene Ontology annotation, biological process: organelle fusion; vacuole organization; endosome organization. The transcript has 15 exons. Bases 1 to 1929 code for a protein of 642 amino acids. Gene Ontology annotation, molecular function: protein-macromolecule adaptor activity. Gene Ontology annotation, cellular component: endosome; HOPS complex.